Molecule: messenger RNA, 4239 nt
Organism: Zonotrichia leucophrys gambelii
Lineage: Eukaryota; Metazoa; Chordata; Aves; Passeriformes; Passerellidae
Gene: CDS1
Product: CDP-diacylglycerol synthase 1
Exons: 13
Coding region: 267-1616 (449 amino acids)
Cellular component (GO): endoplasmic reticulum membrane
Molecular function (GO): phosphatidate cytidylyltransferase activity
Source: RefSeq, a predicted model, not a curated record
CCGCCCGCCCGCUCCGCCCCAGCCGCGGCCGCGGGGCUUCUCCGCUCCCGGGGCGCCGGUCCGGCUGCGGCCCCGAGCUGCGGCGGCGUCCGCGGCUGGAGCGCCGCCUCCCCGCUGGUGGGCACAGCGCCGGGCUCCCAACGGGAGGCAGAGGAAGGAGAGGCGGCGGGCGGGUUCCGCGGCGCGGCCUCCGCGCCCUCCCCGUCCCGAUCGCGACCCCGGUUGCGCCCGCUCUCGCCGGGUGUGCGCUGCGCUCCCGCGGCUCGAUGUCGGCGCGGCGGCGGCGGAGGGCGGCCACAGAGCCGGAGGAGGAAGAGGAGGAGGAGGAGGAGGCGGGUAGCGACAAGGAAGUGGAUUUGGAAGAAAGACUUCAUGAGCUGGACCUUAGAGGUGAUUCAGAUAUUCCUGAUGUUCCUCCACCAACAGACAGCACUCCAGAAAUCCUCAAGAAGGCUUUGUCAGGCUUAUCUGCCAGGUGGAAAAAUUGGUGGAUUCGUGGAAUUCUCUCCCUAGCUAUGAUUUCUGGUUUUUUUCUGAUUAUAUAUCUGGGAUCAUUUAUGCUGAUGCUUCUGGUCUUAAGCAUUCAAGUGAAGUGUUAUCAUGAAAUCAUUACUAUCGGUUACAGAGUCUACCACUCAUAUGAUUUACCAUGGUUUAGAUCCCUCAGCUGGUACUUUUUGCUCUGUGUGAACUACUUCUUUUAUGGAGAGACUGUAGCUGAUUACUUUGCUACAUUUGUGCAAAGAAGAGAGCAGCUGCAAUUCCUCAUUCGUUACCACAGAUUUAUAUCUUUUGCCCUCUAUUUAACAGGAUUCUGCAUGUUUGUUUUGAGUUUAGUGAAGAAACAUUAUCGUCUGCAGUUUUACAUGUUCGCAUGGACUCAUGUCACUUUGCUGAUCACUGUAACUCAAUCUCAUCUUGUCAUCCAAAAUCUCUUUGAAGGCAUGAUCUGGUUUCUGGUUCCAAUUUCAAGUGUUAUCUGUAAUGACAUUACCGCUUAUAUUUUUGGAUUCUUCUUUGGCAGAACUCCAUUAAUUAAGCUGUCUCCUAAGAAGACCUGGGAGGGUUUCAUUGGAGGCUUCUUUUCCACUGUUGUAUUUGGAUUUAUUUUUUCCUAUUAUUUGGCUCAACAUCAGUACUUUGUCUGCCCUGUGGAAUACAACAGUGAAACCAACAGAUUUGUGACAGAGUGUGAACCUUCAGAGCUCUUCCAAAUGAAGAAGUACUCUGUGCCACCAUUGCUUCAGGCUGUAUUGGGAUGGGAAACGGUGAAUAUGUAUCCAUUUCAGUUGCACAGCUUUGCACUGUCAACAUUUGCCUCAUUAAUUGGGCCAUUUGGAGGAUUCUUUGCCAGUGGAUUUAAAAGAGCUUUCAAAAUCAAGGAUUUUGCAGACACAAUCCCUGGGCAUGGUGGCAUAAUGGAUCGCUUUGAUUGUCAGUACUUGAUGGCCACUUUUGUUCAUGUCUACAUCACCAGUUUCAUAAGGGGUCCAAAUCCCAGCAAAUUACUGAAACAGCUGUUGAUACUUCAGCCUGAACAACAAUUAAGUGUGUAUAAAACCCUGAAAUCUCACCUCGUUGAAAAAGGGAUCUUGCAGCCAUCUCUAAGAGGGUAGUUUGUCAAAACAGAGGACUAGAAGAAAACUCCAUCUACCAGAAGCCUGCGGAAAAACAUUGCGAAAGUGCACAUAAAUAAUGGCUAAAGGAAGAGUAGUUUAUAGUCUGGAACAGGUGAAUGUUUCCUGAAAUGAAUGUGAAUGCUAUGACUUCCUACUAGGACACUAAAGAUUUCUUCCUCCUAAAAUAAUUCAAAUGCUUACGGAGUAAUGGUACACAUGCUGUGCAUUUUAGUUCCUGAGAUGGAUGGCAGCAGCCGUUCUUCAGCACCCAGCCUACUAGUCUUUGUAUUUCAGAAAAAAAAUUAUGAAAUUCACUGUAAGUUUUUAAUGAAUUAUUUAAAGCUGUAUAUCUUAGCAAUACCUUUUUGGUCUCCGAUGGUUAAUGAAGUGUAAACAUGUCAGGAAGGCAGUAACUUCUGUAUAGGCUGAUGCUGAAAUUACUAUUGGCCAGAAAACACUUGUUAGCCUGGUCAAAGAAGUAGUUCAAGCCUGCUCUAUCAGACUACCUGUAUUUACUUAGUUGUUAUGAAGUUUAAACUUAGCUCUGUUUUUAAUUUAACAGCUUUCUUAUGAAACCAUUUCAUGCUUUCAAGAGAAAAAUACAUUUAUGGAAAUACAGCUGGGCAUUGAAAUACAGUUGGGUAGUUCAGGCUGUGAAGCUGCUAUUUUUGUUGUUGUUGCUAACAUUACACAUCAUGAACAAGUCUGUACCUCCAGGAGUAGAGAUUACAGAAUUCUCCAGCCCAAUAAACAGAUCAGGGAGAAUCUGAAGCUUAAGUCCCUAGUUUCCAUGGCCAGGUUGGUGUCUAAAGACAGAAAUUCAAGCCUUAUUCCUUGUGCCUCCUAACUGCUUUGUAGAACCGGGGUAUUUCCUUCUUUUUAAAAGCACUUUGAGGUCCUGACUAACAAGUGAGGUUUAAGUGGUGUGUUGGUGUGUAUCAGUGUGUUACUCAGUGAGGGCAGAAACUUUUAUCUCGUGAAUGUGCACAGUGCAAGACAGGAUGCGUGGUUCUUCUGCUGUAUAUCUUUAUUUAUUAAGAAGAUCCUCAAGCAAGCUUGGGUAACCACAAAGGGGUUUGAAUGGAGAAUUUUUAUAGAAAGCAACUAUUCUGUAGACUUAGUGGGAUAUAUGAGGAGAAUUAAUGCUCCAUUAUUCUAAAUCGUAGUUGUUUUACAACUUUUUUCAUCAUGUAACAUGUCUUGAUGCAAAUAAAAAUAUGAACUUUUUUUGAAAUUACAAAAAUUACUGCUGUACAAACAGAAAGCACAAAUGCCAAUUUUGUCUUCAUAUACUGUAAAUUGAUACAAUUUCAUUUUUCCAACUAACUGUAAAUAAGUUUCUCUACAUACCGAUGCCAUAUCUAUGUGUGUGUAUAUAAAUUAUUAAAAGAUGUAUGUAUAUAUACUAAAGAUUAAAAUUUAAAUGGUUGGUGCUACUUGAGGAUACGAUUGUGGAGAAAAUUUGGGUGGGUGAUAAGAUGUAUCAGUAAAAUUCAAACUGCUUUUUAUUGAACACCACAUAGCUGAGACCACCGUGCACUCUGUUUUGCACUUGAGCUUGUACAGCUUGUGUAUGGAAAGGCAGCCCCUUGUAGAUUCAACAAAAUCCAGGUCUGAAGGAAUUCCUGUUAAUGUCAAGUAUUGACAGACUUAAAUUAUGUCUGACUUGGAGAUUGCAGUACUGUAUUGAAGGAGCACUCCAGGAGAUGAAAAACAUCACCUGCUGCUUGUCCAUCAGUGGCUCUGUGACUUGGCAUAUUAGUUGGAGGGGACUGAAGUUCAGCCCUCACUCCAGAUAGAGCACAGCCUGAAGUUAAAAGGUAGCACAGCUACCUUUGGAAAGAUGAUUUAAAAAGAAGUGAAGAAAAAAAUGUGAAGGAAACCAAAGUAGAAUAUCUUCAAAACUAGCUUUUAGAUGAGUCUUUGGUUAUGUAUGGGGCUCUGGUAUAUGUUUUAAUAAAAUGCAGCCAUACUGGAACUAGUAUCUCUUUAUCCUGGGUAUUAAAAAAAAAAUCUAAAUAUUUUAAAAAUAUAUAGAGAAUAUAUAUAUAAAAGGGUAAUUGUUACUUCAGAAACUUGAAAUUUUUAGUGUAAUUUUAUAGCAUGUACAAUAAGGAAGUUAGAAUAUAUUUUAGUAUUUAAUACAACAGAGCAUAUGAAAUUAAUUGUUGUCAAUGUGCACAAUAGAAAAUUCAACACUGCAAUUCUGCUUUUCAGUGUUAAAAUGAAGAUGGGAUCACCUGUGAACUCACUCAUCAAUUUUCUAGGUAGAGUAAUAGCUUCCUUCUGGUUUAGGCUUGAUGUGGCUGAGCAGGAUCUGUCUCUGUGAAGUGACAUCCAUACUUGGUUACUAUAAAGAGAAUUUACCACACUGGCUACUUCUGUUAGUUCAAGCAUUGCAACAUGAUCAACAGGGAAGUUAACUUUGUACAUCAGUGAUUCCUUUCACUUGCACUUUUGUCCCAAGUGGCUAUAAUUACCUGCUGAGCAAAAAAGAAAAAUGUAUAUUCUGUAAAUAUUGUAAAUGGUAUGAGCAUUUAAUGUCUGUUUUAGUUUGACUGUUUCAAUCUUUCAUUGAAGCAGGUGUGUAAAAAAAAAAAAUAAAAUUGGGACAGAAGUC